This is a messenger RNA of Phytophthora sojae, 330 nucleotides long. RefSeq lists its product as hypothetical. Gene Ontology annotation, cellular component: cytoplasm. The record is from RefSeq and is a predicted model, not a curated record. Gene Ontology annotation, molecular function: ubiquitin protein ligase binding. The transcript has 3 exons. Gene Ontology annotation, biological process: proteasome-mediated ubiquitin-dependent protein catabolic process; regulation of proteolysis. The coding region runs from base 1 to 330 and encodes 109 amino acids. NCBI's taxonomy places the organism in Eukaryota, Oomycota, Peronosporomycetes, Peronosporales, Peronosporaceae.
AUGCGCUUCCAGUACUUUCGAGCGAUGUUUUCAGGGGAGAUGCAGGAGGGCAACGCCAGUGAGAUCGAAAUCACGGGUAUACGCCGAGAAAAGUUCCUGCUCAUGCUGAAGGUGUGCGAGAGCAAAGCGCGACAAAUGUUGACGGUCGAGUCCGUGCUCGAAUUGCUAAGACUUUGUGGUCGACACCACGCCGUGGAGCUCAAGAGCGAAUGUGUCGACAUGAUUGCGGCCAACUUCGAUACCGUGUCGAAAACCCAGGCGUUUCAUGAAAUGCUCAGCCACGACCCCGAGUUGGUGUCGGAUCCGCUGAUGUACCGCGCAAUGGCGUAG